AUGGUCAGAUUCACUUUUUCACUUUUACUCAUUGGAAUCGUUUCCUUUGCUGGAGCUGAUUUUGUCGUUGAAUCAAGCAACAAAGGAUUUGUACCAUCCUCUGAACUUCGUAGCAUUUAUAAACAAAAAACUACAUCUAAAUCUGAUGGACAUCAUAAAGCAGAGGUUUAUUUUAAAACCAAAGUACCAUCAUUCAACCCCGAUCAAAGCGGAGUGGUAACUAAUAUUAAAUGUGGUAAAGAUAAAAUCACUCUCAGUUUGAAUGAUGAGAAAUCGAUAGAACAAGUUAAAAAUUGGCCCGAUAAAGUCAUGUUAUUGGUUUCGCAUAAAUGGGAAUGUUUUGGCAAAUCCAGCACACAAUAUUUUAUGGUUGGAAACAAGACAGUUGACGCUCCUAAAAAAAGAGUAAGCUUUACAUCAGAGAGUUGCGACCCUUUAGAAUGGUCCAAUGAAUUUCUUGUAGAAGUUUCAUGGGAAAAUGGUAAAACGAACAAACGUAGAGACCGUCGUGGCUUAAAUAAGAGAGGUAGAUUAAAUCGUCGUCAAGAUGAAGAUAAGGGCAAACUUCCGAUUGACAUUAGUCAAAAAUUAGAUUUAAAUCUUUUAUUUGAUGAAAAAACUGGAAAAACAUCAAAGCCAAACAUUCCACUCGUUGAAGUAGGACAGGAGAAUACGAGUGAAUCAUUAGUUUGUGCAAAUUGCUUUAUGAGUGGUGAAGCUACCAUUUCAAUGAGGAUCGCGGGUAAAGUCGAUGAAAAGGUUGAAAUAAACGAAGCCUCGAUUUCUCUUAACGGAAAUAUUAAAAUGAAUUUUGACCUUUCUCUUGAUGGUAAACUUGGAACCGUCAUUUCUUCACCUGAUCUUCAACUCCUCAACCUUCCUUUGACCCCCAUCGGUGUACCAAACACUUUUAAUAUUGGACCUUCAUUGAUCCUUACUGCUUCGGCUAAGAUAUCGGCUGAUGUGACGGGAACCAUUUCAACUGGAAGUGAAAUAAAUUUACCAAAUUUUAACGUUAAGGCCACACUUAUCGACGAUCCAAAAAUCGAAAAAUCCGGAUUUGAACCUGAAACCAAAUCACAUGAUCCAUCGGUUGGUGUCACCGGUUCAACUGACAUUACUAGUUCAUUAAAACCGCAAUUGGCUUUAAAUAUAGAUGUGCUUAAUGGGGCCUUUAUUGUUAAAACUGGAAUUCAAUUAGUUACAACUCUUGGUACAACAAUUUCGGUUGGAAAAGAAAGUGGAUGUAAAGGAAAGACUCAACCACACAUCGAAACUACCCUCGGAGGUAAUGUUGGCUUCUUUGUACAAGAUAAAAAUCUUCCCUUGCGGUUGGAUCAUGUUAUAGUGAACAUCGUGCAACGUUCAUUGUAA
Molecule: messenger RNA, 1374 nt
Organism: Funneliformis geosporum
Lineage: Eukaryota; Fungi; Glomeromycota; Glomeromycetes; Glomerales; Glomeraceae
Source: the annotation of a GenBank genome assembly